AUGGCGGGCCGGAGUGGAGAAGUCUUCACUCUGGUCCACCACCUGGAAAUAAAGGCUGACUGCUCCCGAGUGAAGCACUGCAGUCAGCUGAAAAGCAGCGCAGAGCAGAAGAAGGAUGACGUGGAGACCAGGAGUGAUGAGGCAUCAUGGAAGCAAAGCGGGCAGGACGGGAUCAGUGUCAUCAUUGGAGUGAUGUGUUGGCAUAACUAA
Podarcis lilfordi (Lilford's wall lizard) is the source of this 210-nucleotide messenger RNA. Lineage: Eukaryota; Metazoa; Chordata; Lepidosauria; Squamata; Lacertidae. The record is from the annotation of a GenBank genome assembly.